AUGAAACAUAAGAGCACAUUCAAGCAUUGCUCAACCGUGAAGGAUACUGAACAAUUUGUCGAGAAAUAUUUUACUUUGGUUUGCGAUAGUGAGGCAUUCCUGGAGUUACCUAUAAGUAACCUAGUGGAAUUGUUGGAGAGAAAUGGUUUAUAUGUGGAAAAUGAGGAAACUGUUUGUAAAGCAGCAUUGCGCUGGGUAGACCAUGAUCCAAAACAUAGGAAAAUGUAUAUAUCAAGAAUCCUGAAAUGUGUCCGCCUGCUGACCUUGAAGCCAGCUUUCUUGGCUAAAGUUGUCGGACGUCAUCCAAUUGUUCGCAACGAUCGGAGAAGUAGAGAUUUGUUGGACGAGGUGAAAGAUUAUCACCUGAUUCCGGUGGAAGAUCGCAGCCUUCCCUAUCCAUCUAGUAGUGAACCUCGUUCAUGUCCAAAUCUACCUUGUUUCUUCUUUGCAAUAGGAGGCGCAUCAAGUGAAAGCGCAGCCCUCUGCGAGGUGGAGAAAUAUGAUCCAGUUAGACGACAGUGGGUUGCUGCGGAACCAAUGCCCACGAGGCGCAAGAAAUUUGGAAUUGCUGAGCAUAAUGGCAUGGUAUGCCAAACUCCUACAUCUUUUUUUUUGUCUCUUUGUCCUCCUAAAAUUCGUUUCUUCUCUUGAUU
Strongylus vulgaris is the source of this 653-nucleotide messenger RNA. Lineage: Eukaryota; Metazoa; Nematoda; Chromadorea; Rhabditida; Strongylidae. The record is from the annotation of a GenBank genome assembly.